AUGUGCGACGCUCAACAAACCAACAAUUUGGACGUAAGUUCUAUUAAAUUAUAGCUUUUCAUUCGAUUCUUCUUCAGAAUCGUCGUCGAAAAUGUGUAGUUUGUGAAAAGCUGGUAUCUUUCAACUAUGCCACGUCAUUCACUUCGGUUGCAGACAAGCAAAAACUAUGGGCGGAAUGUCUUAUGGGUGGAAAUGAACAAUUGGCUGAGGAGUUGUUGGAGAAAACUACGAAGGGAAGAAAGUGAGUGAACAUCGACUUAAUGACAUUUUUAGGUUUUUUAAGCAAAUGAGUGGAAAUAUUGGGUUCUAAUGUUAUUCAUAUGAUAGAAUGGUCUAAGACGAACAGAAUGAUAUAAAUUUUGAUAAUUUUAGGUUAUCCAUAAGUGAUUUAGAGACUAAACCUCGCUAAAUCACUUAUGGAUAAGGUAAACUCAUCGAAAUUUAUAUCAUUCUGUUCGUCUUAGACCAUUCUAUCAUAUGAAUAACAUUAGAACCCAAUAUUUCCACUCAUUUGCUUAAAAAACAUGAAAAAGCGGGAAUUUCAGAUAUAUUUGCUUCGAUCAUUUCGGCAAGGAGCAUUUUCGUCAGCGAGAAGAUGGAAAGAUCGAAUUAGUUAGAAAUGCGUUUCCACUCGCAUUUAAUUCAACUGAAGAAGUUCAAAAACUUCCAUUCGACGAGAAAAUGUUCGAAAUUCUGGUGAACGCUUCGAAUUAUUGGAUUGAGGAGACGAUGAGGAAUGUGAAAUAA
Molecule: messenger RNA, 747 nt
Organism: Caenorhabditis angaria
Lineage: Eukaryota; Metazoa; Nematoda; Chromadorea; Rhabditida; Rhabditidae
Source: the annotation of a GenBank genome assembly